GAUGCUGGCGGGCUCCGCGCAGGCGCGCGCCGCUCUGCUGGGCACGGCUUGGCACGGGCGUCUUUCCCUCGCUCUGUCUAAGCUGCGGAGCUUCUCCGGGCGGAGAGGCGCUCGGCUGCACCAUGUUUCUCCACUCAGUCAACCUCUGGAACCUGGCGUUCUAUGUCUUCAUGGUGUUUUUGGCGACCCUGGGGCUGUGGGAUGUCUUCUUCGGCUUCGAGGAGAACAAGUGCAGCAUGAGCUACAUGUUCGAGUACCCCGAGUACCAGAAAAUAGAACUUCCAAAGAAACUGACAAAGCGGUAUCCAGCAUAUGAGUUAUAUCUUUAUGGAGAAGGAUCGUACGCUGAAGAACACAAAAUUCUCCCGUUGACAGGAAUUCCUGUUCUCUUUCUCCCUGGUAAUGCCGGAAGCUAUAAGCAAGUUCGUUCUAUCGGCUCUAUCGCACUUAGGAAAGCAGAAGACAUUGACUUUAAGUACCACUUCGACUUCUUCAGUGUCAACUUCAAUGAAGAACUGGUGGCAUUGUAUGGUGGGAGCCUUCAGAAGCAGACCAAGUUUGUACACGAAUGCAUUAAAGCAAUUCUCAAACUCUACAAGGGUCAAGAAUUUGCUCCUACAAGUGUGGCAAUAAUUGGUCACUCUAUGGGUGGCCUUGUUGCCAGAGCGUUGCUUACACUGAAAAAUUUUAAACAAGAUCUGAUCAAUCUUCUUGUUACACAAGCUACUCCUCAUGUGGCCCCUGUGAUGCCGUUAGAUCGUUUCAUUACAGAGUUUUAUAUGACGGUAAACAACUAUUGGAUUUUAAAUGCUCGGCACAUAAAUUUGACUACACUUUCUGUGGCUGGAGGAUUCCGGGAUUACCAAGUUCGUUCAGGACUGACUUUUCUACCAAAAUUAAGCCAUCAUACCAGUGCCUUAUCUGUUGUGAGCUCAGCAGUGCCUAAGACCUGGGUCUCAACAGACCACCUCUCCAUCGUGUGGUGUAAACAAUUGCAGUUGACUACAAUUCGAGCGUUCUUUGAUCUUAUUGAUGCCGAUACCAAACAAAUAACUCAAAAGCCUAAGAAGAAAUUAUCUGUUUUGAAUCACCAUUUUAUAAGACACCCAGCUAAACAGUUUGAGGAAAAUCCGUCUAUAAUUGCUGACCUAACAGGGACAUCUAUGUGGGUUCCAGUAAAAGUGUCCAGAUGGUCCUAUGUGGCUUAUAAUGAAUCUGGUAAGAUUUACUUUGCAUUCCCUCUUGCAAAUCAUAGAAGAACUUACACUCAUGCCUACUGUCAGAGCACCAUGCUGGAUACAAAUAGUUGGAUUUUUGGCUGCAUAAACAGCACUUCCAUGUGCCGGCAAGGGGUUGAUUUAUCAUGGCAUGCUGAACUGUUGCCAACAAUUAAGACUCUGACGCUACGACUUCAGGACUAUCCAUCCUUGUCGCACAUUGUUGUCUAUGUGCCAUCUGUCCACGGAAGUAAGUUUGUUGUAGACUGUGAAUUCUUUAAGAAAGAAGCGAGAUCCAUGCAGCUUCCUGUAACUCACCUUUUUUCCUUUGGCUUGUCUUCCAGGAAGGUGGUAUUAAAUACAAACGGCCUAUACUACAACGUAGAGCUCCUGAACUUCGGGCAGAUAUACCAGGCUUUUAAAGUCAACGUGGUCAGCAAGUGCACUGGAAGCAAAGAAGAAAUAACUAGUAUCUAUAAACUUCAUAUUCCCUGGUCUUAUGAAGAUUCACUAACCAUUGCACAGGUUCCAUCUUCCACAGACAUUUCUCUGAAGCUUCAUGUUGCUCAGCCAGAAAAUGACAGCUAUGUGGCACUGUUAAAAAUGUACACAUCAUCAGACUGUCAGUAUGAGGUGACAAUUAAGACAUCCUUUCCACAAAUACUUGGACAGGUAGUUAGGUUUCAUGGUGGAGCUCUUCCUGCCUACGUUGUAUCUAGCAUCCUUCUUGCUUACGGAGGACAGUUAUACUCUCUCCUCUCAACAGGUUAUUGCUUAGAAUAUUCUACCAUAUUGGAUAAAGAAGCCAAACCAUACAAAGUUGACCCAUUUGUAAUUAUGAUUAAGUUUUUGUUGGGGUAUAGAUGGUUUAAGGAACUGUGGGAUGCAGUGUUAUUACCAGAGUUAGAUGCCAUCGUUCUGACUAGCCAGAGCAUGUGCUUCCCCCUUGUAUCCUUGAUUCUCUUUCUGUUUGGAACGUGCACUGCAUACUGGAGCGGCCUGCUCUCUUCUACGUCUGUGCAGCUUCUGUCUUCAUUGUGGCUAGCUCUGAAAAGACCUGCUGAACUUCCUAAAGAUGUCAAGGUGAUGUCACCAGACCUGCCUGUUUUGACAGCUGUCUUUCUCAUAGUGAGCUGGACAGCUUGUGGGGCACUCGCCAUACUCCUGUCUUACCUGUACUAUGUGUUUAAGGUGGUUCGUCUGCAAGCCAGCCUAACAUCAUUUAAAAAGAAUCAGCCAGUGAACCCCAAACACUCCAGAAGAAGUGAAAAAAAGUCCAACCACCAUAAAGACUCUGCCGUGCAAAGCCUUCGCUUCUGUGCUGGUGAUGCUGAAGAUAGUCUGCGCAUGCACAGUACCGUGAUUAACCUGCUGACGUGGGUUGUGCUGCUCAGCAUGCCGUCUCUGAUCUACUGGCUGAAGAACCUUAGGUAUUAUUUUAAACUUAGUCCUGACCCAUGCAAACCCCUGGCAUUUCUCCUUAUUCCAGCUAUAGCGAUUCUUGGAAACACUCACACGGUGUCAAUAAAGUCAAGUAAAUUGCUGAAGACCGCCUCCCAGUUCCCACUUCCUCUGGCUGUUGGCGUGAUUGCUUUUGGCUCCUCCCACUUAUACAGGGUCCCAUGUUUUGUGAUCAUUCCUCUUGUAUUCCAUGCGUUAUGCAACUUUAUGUAAAAUUGGUCUUACAGAAGGAGAAGCGGUUCAUGCCUUUAGGACCAGUGACACAGUGAACAUACAGCUCCACCACCAGGAACAGCGAGGUCCUCUGGAGAAGCCAAGUCUAUUUUUACAGUAUUGAAAAUAGGAAAUUAGUUUUGUAAUGCUUGAGGGAAGUAGUUGAAGCAUGGUUUCAGUCCAUGGUGUAACAUCUGUAUACUUGUCCUAUCUGAGCAAUUAGUGACGAGAUGCUGUGGCCUCUGUCUUAAGAACUCCUGUACAUACCAACUUGCUUUCAUCUGCCAUCCUACGGACCUUCUGGAGACCUAGAGAUGCAGUGCUGUGUGCAAUCUAAGUGAAACUUCUGCUAGUUCCGCCAGACUUUGUUUUGAAAAGUGGGUUUUAUAUUUGUUAUCAUUUACAUAUUCAAAAUAGGUCUGAAAAGAUUGUUAGAAGUAACAACUGUUUUCUCAGAAGUAAAAUAGUCACGAAGGGGUCUGGUCAAUUUUUGGCAGCCAUGGUGGACAAAGUUUGAUCCCUCUUCUUACAUCUGUGAAAAAAGAGCCUCAAAUUAAAAGGAGGCUUUUUUUUUUGUUAACUGCUACAAUUCAGAUUCAAAACAAUGACAUUUUCAUGAGCUUUCAGAUAUGAAUCCUACUAUGUAUACUUGGUGAAUAUUAGAAGCAUGGAAGAGAUUUAUCAAAAGAUCUAUUAUCAAAAGAAUUUUCUUUCAGAUUCUGCGUUGGCACAGUCAGUCUCUGCCCCUGACUUAAAGCCUUGCCCUAGUGGUUGCCAGAAGUGCCUGUAGCAAGGAUAGGUUGCUAAAGGGAUAACUUCAGAGGCUGAAACAACUCCUGGUUCGCAUCAUUUGUCUACUGAGGAGGAAGGGUCUCAGCAUAAAUACAGCAGUUUACUUGAUGUACAGAACUAUAUACUAAUGGGGAACAGUGGGCAGCCAUUACUGCACUAGUACUGGAAAUGUGAACACUGCCUGACUAGACUGCACACCUACAUCACUCAUUAAGAAGAGAAUCUUGGUUUGUAGAGGUGUCUUCUAAGACUACCAUUUUGCCACUGGGGGGGGGGGGUAACAUUGUAUUCCAUUUCCAAUUAUAGUUCAUUCUUAGCUACAGAAAAAUAGGAAGGUUGGGAGCUUGAAGAAUAUAGUUGCCCUUUGCCUUCAGUUAGAAUACAACUCAAGCUGAGUCAGAUCUGUGUUGUAGAACCCUUCACUUAGAUGUGUGUUGUGUAAAUGCCCAUAAGCCUUUCCCGUGAAGUCCCCCAGUGUUAGGGAAUUCACAGUUGCACUUGUGAACUUACAUCCUUCUCAGUACCCAGGAAUGGUACUAAGAGAAUCAGCUUCCUUUUAUCGGCUGUAGCGCCCAGUGUCACAGCCUCUCAGCUACUACUGCCAACCGGAGGGCUGCGCCCACGUCAGCCACGUUAGGUCUUCCCUGGAUCUUUCCUUCUUCAGAGCUGAUCGAAGGGUCAGGUUAGUACCACAGAAGUUAGUUCGUAUGAGUCUGUCACCAUCUGACUGGCAUCGUGCUUGUUAAGUAUUCAUAUUUUCACUUAUUAAGACUUUCAGCUGGGCAGUGGUAGCGCACGCCUUUAAUCCCAGCACUUGGAGGCAAAGGCAGGUGGAUUUCUGAGUUCGAGGCCAGCCUGGUCUACAGAGUAAGUUCCAGGACAGCCAGGGCUACACAGAGAAACCCUGUCUCGGAAAACCAAACAAACAAACAAAAAAAGACUUUUAAAGGCAAGCUGUUGUAUUAGACAUGGCAGACCCUUUAGUCUCUUGUUUUAGAAGAAUGUCAAAAGGAAUAAACUAUACCGUGGUGUUUAUUGAGUACCCGAGGGUGAGUUCAUUGGAUAAUUACAAUUUUCUCAUGGCACAACACUUACGUAUCUAAGUAGGGAUACAUCUGCUCUAAUUUUGCUGGAGAUGUGUGACCUCUCCACACAUGCUGUCUUUCAUUCUGUAUUAUAGACGUAGCUCAACUUAGUGGCAACUGAAUACUUUAACUUUCUGAAUUUGAACAUACAUCUACACACAGAAAGAACUUUCCAAAAUUUGAUGUUAGACUUUUUGACAGCCAAGAUUAUUUAUUUAUGAGAUCUAAAGUCUCCCUCCUUAGCCAGUACUGCUCAUGAAUACGUUGUAUCAAGUUUAAUUUCUUACUCAUGAGUAGUAUAUUUGUUAUUAAAGCACAUUAAUUCUCACAACAAUAUUUUUUUCUGAAAGUACUAAUUCCCUAAGCCCUUUGAGUCUUGUUUAUGCCAGCAAAAUAUUUCAAAUAAUAGUAGCCUGGGUCUUCAGCCAUUUGCCACACAUACUCACAGAUACACACUCACACAUAAACACAGAUGGGCAUGCUUUGAUUGAAUCUUCAUCAAGCAUUUAGACACAGAAAGCUAGGUAGACUGAUUAGGAAAAGUGCUAUCCCUUAAAAGGAAAUUAUUUCUUAUAAACACCACAUACUUUUAUCUACAUGUUUACACAACGGUUAGUUAUGUUAGAGAUUAAUACAACUAAUUUGUGAGUUCUGCUGUUGUCAUUUUUUUUUUAAGAAACUGACUUUUGGGGUAAAUGUACUUAUUUAACAACUGGGUUUUUGCUUGUAAAUAGGUUGGGUAUAUAUCAGACAGUCAAUCUGUCUGAUUAUUGAGUGCUUAGUAUUUUUGAAAUUCCCUCAUAGGUUCUUGCUAUUAUAAUUUAGACCUGAUAAUUUUUUCAAAGAUUCAUCUUUGUGUGUACAUACGUGUGCAGGUGCUCAUUGUGGCCAGCAGAUGGGUUGUGGGUUGUCAGUGCUAGGAACCAAACCCAAACUUUCCAGAACAGCAAGCACUCUUAACUAAGCCUCUUUCCAGCUUCUGGGCCUGGUAAACAGACAGUGCUAGUGCAGUGGUGUGUCUGCGAAUGAGCACACCAGGAAUUGAAUCCGGAGCCUGGGUAUGUUAAUUAUGUUCUGUACUAUUGAGUAAUACACAGAUUGACUGGAUUCAUUUCAUGCCAAAAUUAAGUGAAUUUUACUCUUUUCUUGGUUAUCACUAUAAUGAAAACUUCUAAAGAAACCAUUUAUGUUUGAUUAACACUGAUUUUUGAGGUUGCCCUAUGUCUAUACUGAUCAUGUAUUGAUUAGUCUUUUAAAUCUUUUUAUAUUUUAGUUAUGUAAUCUCAGCUGUCUAUGAAGGGAUACUUUUUACCAAGUGAUCUAUAAUAGUAUCUUUAUAAUUAUCCCACAUGUCAACAUGACACAUUUUCACGAUGCUCACAAAUUCAUACAAGGCUUAUUGUCUUAUUCAUUAUCAAGUCCUUUUUUUAGCUUUUUUCUCUUUUCACUUAUAGCAUAAUGUGUUCAUUUCACCAUGCACUCUCUCAAUCUCUUAUGGAGGAUGCUGAAGUAGAGGGAAGCAGAACUCAGUUUUUAGUUCUUGAAAGCUUCAGGAGGCACAUGGGAAGUAGGCCUGGAGAGGUGGUUCAGACAGUCAUGUGCCUGCGGUGCAUACACGGGGACCCAUUUGUAGACUGCCAGAAUCCACGUGAGAAACUGGCAAACUAGUGCACGCCUAUAAUCCCAGCAUUGGGGCAGUGGAGACAGAUCUUCGGGGCUUGCUGGCCAGCCAGCCUGGCCAUAUUGGCAAGCUUCAGGUUUAGUGAAAGAUCCUUUGUCAAAAAAUGGGGCGGAAAGUGAUUGAGGAAGGCACCCAGCAUUGACCGCUGCCCUACCCCUCUGACCUCUCCCUGUGCCUUCAUGUAGAAACAUGGGUGCACAUACAUGAACAUGUACACACACACAUACAAUUAAGAGGUGGGGAUCCACAAAUACCAUGAGGUAAACUAGAGCAGUUGAUUCCAUAAUCAUGGAAUAAAUUCAGUACCUCAUAGUUCUCCUUAGACAGGUCUGAAUUAGUGCACUGCCUUGCAUUAUUUGGUUUGGUGCAAACUUUUAGAAUGCUGUAUUUGAACAUAUAGGAAGUGGUUCUGAAAAAAUAAUUUGGGAAAAAUCCAAAAGUAUGUUGAUGCAUUGGAUAACUACAUUUUUGUUGAUUGUUUUUCAUUCAUGUGGAAGAUUUGUGAAUUUGUACAUCAUAGGAAACAAGAGACUAUGAAGUUUAUUGAGGGUCACAGUCCGUUUGAGGAGUAUGACACUUGCCAGAAUAAAGGGAACCGUGAGAGUUUGUGUGUUUAAGACAUUACUUCCUUUUGGGAAAGCUUCCUUACCAGGUAAAGUGAACAUAGGACUCACUCUACAAACUGUAAGGUUGAGAACUGGAAUUUUAUUGCAGACUCUUGGAACAAGAAACAUAAUUCUGUGAACUUUCAACAUAAGGUUUACUGAUGUGUAAGGAAAUAAGAAAGCUCUGGGCUCCUUACAUUCCUAACUUUUCAGAGGAUUAGGGGAAAUGGGAGUCAGAUCAGCAGUCCAAAUGUGUGCUAUAAAUGCUUAAACGUCUGCAAUUGUAAAACAUAUCGUGAACAAAUAAAAACAGAAUUUUAUACAUUGGUAACUUGGUUUUGAGAACAGAGUAUGAUUUGGAAAUGCUGAUAACAGACAUGUUGUUACUCUGCUAAUACUAUAAAUGUAGCCAUGCAGCUGGGGUGACCAUGUGUUUCAAAGUUGGCAGUAUGUAAGCUACAACUUGAUUAACGUAUGUGAAUAAUAAUUUUAAAAUCAAGAACAGUUUUUUUUUUCAGUGCUUGGUGUGUUAUGCUGCCAAAAUACAUCUGUAUACUAAGAAACCAGUUAAUUUCUGAUGACUUGAUAUAGAAUUGGUAUCCUGAGUCAGAAUCAACCUGUCAUCGUUCUGUACAUUGUUGAUUUGAAACUAUAUCUAUUGGUGUUUAGUCCAAAGUUUAGUAAACUUUGCAUAUCUGAAUUCUAAUCUUAGUCUAAGAAGCCUAUGGGGAGCCAUUUUGUAAAGUUCACAUGCUAUUUUAAAUGUUUUUAUUUUUAGUAUUUGUAAGGUAGUGGUUACUAUGACAAAGUUUAUAGAUACCAUAUAGUACUACUAACUGCUCAAGAGCCUAACAGACAGUGUAUUUUGUAUUUCAUGUGUACUUUUUCUGUUUCAUAUUGGACUUUUUACAUCCCUUUUUUAGGAAAAAAAAAAGGAUACAUUUAAAUUCUUUUUAGGGUAAUCUGUAUUGGAAACUAAGUAUUCUCACAGUUAGCAAACAUAUUUUACCACCAAAGCUAAAUGAAACUGUAAGAUACCUCUAGAUAUUUGUGCCAAUGAACUUUUCUUAGUAAUUUGAGGUUAAAACAAAAGUAAUUUUUUCAGUAUUUUUCAUCUAGGACUUACAAUAAAUGUAGAUAUCAUGAAAACAUGUUCCAUGCUCUGUUUUUCUUUGAAAAUUUUCAAAGAUUUAGAACAGUGUGUUCUGUGUUCUUUUGUGUCUAGUUUCCUGACAUUGCAGGCUGGCUAAAAGAUGAAUCCACUCAGUAGUAAUCUUUUAGCAAUUAAUUGAAGUAAUCAUUUGAGGUAAUCAGACUUUGGCUUGUUUUAUGGUGUAAAAAGUCAAUUGUUUUGCACAAUCCAUUUUUGGUGUAGGUGUCUGGUUUAUGCAGUUGCAAGCUUGCCCUGUGGGGUUUCUUUUGCUUUCUGUAUGUCUCUGUUCAGUCCCUAGUGUUUAUCCACUAAAGCCUAAUAUAGUAUGAUAAGGCAAACCGUUUAGCAUGCAUAUUUUGUGCCAAAUACUCUGAAAUACAGUUGUUAAUGAAAAGCCCUGGCAUCAAUAUGGUAUUAGAUAAAACUAGAACUAUAGCGGGUACAGAAGCCACCGUGGAGUCAUGUGAACUCUAGUUCCUCCUCAGAGGAACAGCAUAGAAACUGCAGUGUUUCAUCUUAGUUUUGCUUAGCAUCUUCUACUGCUUCUUUGCCCUACAGUACUAUAAUGUUGGUACAUUUGUCAUAAGUUAGCCUCAAAAGUGAAGAGACAGCACAGAAAACCAGGUAUUGGUCUUGGUCGAGUGAUGCUUAUCUAAGUAACUGUUGGGGGCUGUGGAUAAAUUAGAAGAAAGGUAGUUUAUGAGAGCUGGCUUCAAGAUGCUCUGUCCUCUAGAAGGAGUUUGUCUUCUGUGUGCAGUUGUCUUAGCCUAAGUGGGAGAUGCCCGUCCCUAACAUAACCAGGCUCAGUACAUGGAGGCAGAGGAUUGUCAGAGUUCUUGUACAAAUCUCCUCCUCCCCUGCUGUGUGGUUGGGAGAGAAAUCUUCAUUUUUGUUGUGUAUAAAUUAGGAAGUUGUGCUGUAUCCUUAUAUUAUUUUUAAAUAGGCACUGAUGUGUAUCGUUUUGGAGGGAUGCUGUGGUUUCUUAAGUUUAGGACUAACUAUUUAAGUUUAGGACUAACUAUAAAUGUAGCAACAUGCCCAAGAUAAACCAAAACUGAAUAUACCCCAUCACUGUGACCUUGAACUUAUUUGGGAUAAAACAGACUGUGCCUUAAAAUGACAAAGCAAUGCCCUGCGGUCUUGCAACUAUAUUUUACUAUGGGUGGUCUUCUAGAGGUUGUUGGGAAUCCCUUUCUUUCAAGUUGUUGAGAUAAAAGUUUUAAGUACCAACUAAGCCACACUUACUUUAAUAUCACCUAGCUGCUGUCCCUGCGGCCACCCUUGCUUCCCAGAGCUUUCUGUUUUGAUUUUUUUAUUUUAAUUUAAAAUUGACUUAGUCUGAAUAUAUGUGAGAAAUUAGAUUUGGCUAAAGUUUCUGGGGGAAAAUAUUUUAAGGAUAGUCAGGAUACUUCUAUUUCUAAACUUGCUGAAUAUGGAAAAAUUAAUCACUGAAAUGUAUCUUUGUCUUAUUGAUAAUAAUCUUAUCAAAGAUGUGAGUUCCUUCUGAGACUUAUGGUCAUUGUUGUGGCAGAUUGACAUGCAUUUUUAUUUUCAAAUAAGGGUUAUUAGAUUUAUAGUAAUGAUUUCCCAGUGACUAAACUCAAAUGAAUGGAGUUUUUUUUAAGCACUACUAUUUCACUUUCCUUGUUCUUUUUCCUGCCUCAUUAUUCUUAUGGUAUCAAGGGAGAAUUAGCUCCUUUGUUUUUAACUUAAUGUAGAGUCUUAUAUUUUUAUGUAUUGAUUUAAAAUAAUGAGUAUAAUUUCCAUUAAAGUCCAAAUUACUCAAUUUAUAGUAUAAUCAAAUUCCUUGCCCAAAGCUGCCCACAUUUCUGAGAACUCAGUCUGUCGUUUAUUUUUACAUGUUACUUUUGGGCAUAAAUUCAAUCAAUGUAUUUCCUCCUAGUUCACCUCCAUUAAAAUUAUGUAGAAAUGACAAUAUGUCUUUUUUAAAAGCCUGGUCAGAUUGACAGAGAAGUUGUGCAGGCAGUGGGUAUAUGAUGAGAUCAGUUCUACCUUGCGGUUAAGCGUUUAGAGCACACACUCCUCGUGGCUGCUGAGGGAGACUGUGUACAGUGAGUAUUUAUUUGUACACUGGUUAAGUUCUCAUCCAUAAAAUAUAGUGUAGUAACAAUGCGUCGUGCAGGGAGCCUGUACUGAUGCGAGCGCUGAGAACAGCCUCGGCGCAGAUCUCCCUGUCUCAACAUGCAUGCUCGUCUCCAGUGCCGUGUGCCGUGUGCAGUGCACUAAAUACACGUGCGUGUAAUUUUCUGUGUACUUUCUGGUAUGGUAUAAUUAACACUGUUACAUUUAACCGGUUGUGAUUCAGGGGAAAGUGCUACUUAUUCUACUUUGUAGAGUGUCGUGAGUGUUUUUACCUGUGUUUCAGCAUUAUGAUGUAGUUUUAUUAUGUGAAUAUUUGCCUUCCGUCUCCGCUCAGGUAUUAACGUGUAGCGAUUUUUGGUGCUUUGUUUUUAAUUUGUCAUAAUCUGGUGUUCUGAAUGUUCAAAAAUAAAUUUGGUGAAUAAGCA
Messenger RNA from Mastomys coucha (southern multimammate mouse), 10735 nucleotides. It is a transcript of the gene Pgap1, whose product is annotated as post-GPI attachment to proteins inositol deacylase 1. Bases 123 to 2891 code for a protein of 922 amino acids. Gene Ontology annotation, biological process: endoplasmic reticulum to Golgi vesicle-mediated transport; GPI anchor metabolic process. Gene Ontology annotation, cellular component: endoplasmic reticulum. The record is from RefSeq and is a predicted model, not a curated record. The transcript is spliced from 27 exons. Lineage: Eukaryota; Metazoa; Chordata; Mammalia; Rodentia; Muridae. Gene Ontology annotation, molecular function: phosphatidylinositol deacylase activity.